Molecule: messenger RNA, 4736 nt
Organism: Rhagoletis zephyria (snowberry fruit fly)
Lineage: Eukaryota; Metazoa; Arthropoda; Insecta; Diptera; Tephritidae
Gene: cnn
Product: phosphodiesterase 4D interacting protein centrosomin
Biological process (GO): establishment of mitotic spindle orientation; regulation of mitotic cell cycle spindle assembly checkpoint; negative regulation of centriole replication
Cellular component (GO): microtubule plus-end; microtubule organizing center; pericentriolar material
Molecular function (GO): gamma-tubulin binding; microtubule binding
Source: RefSeq, a predicted model, not a curated record
ACUUGAAAAUGCCUCGAAAUUGAAAUGCUAACGUUCUUUUUUUUCAUUUGCAGCACCAGUCCGAGCACACUGAAGGAUGUUACAAUGGAGCAUACAUAUGGUGUGGGCUUUCCAUGUGUCAGCUUGCAGGGACAUGGCACGACAUCGCCACCUGUACAAGGACGUUCAGUGCGCGAAUUCGAGGAGCAAAUGGCAUCGCUACGUAAGGAGAAUUUUAAUCUAAAGUUACGUUUAUAUUUUCUGGAGGAAAGUGUGCCAGGUUAUCAUCACCCGAACACAGAGGGACAGGAGUCGUUAAUGAAGCAGCUAAUUGAUACGAAGGUUGAAAUUGAAAUUUUGCGUAAGGAGCUUGAAGAGAAACAGGAUUUAUUGAAGGAAGCCGCGCAGGCCAUGAAUCACAUGGAACAGAUACAAAAAGAGACUGAGGCUAAGGGUCAAGCAUUUAUAGAUGAACUAAAGCAGAAGAUACAAUUUUUGGAGAUGGAACGCGAUUUGGAUAAAACUCAUCACAGCGGUUUUAUGAAUGAUUUGCUUGGCCGUUCAGAUAUCUCGGAAAAUGUGAAUGCUUUACAAAAAAUACGCGAACUCGAGGGCAUGGUGACACAGUCCGAGGAGAAAAUGCAUUCGUUACAAUCACAAGUCACGAAAUUAGAAGAAAUCAUAGCAAAACGUGAUGAGACAAUCAAGGAGUAUGAGGAAAAAGUAAAAGAGUUGGCCUUUCAAAAUGCUGAGCUGCUGGAAAUGAUGGAGAAAGAAAAAGAUAUGGCAAAUGUAGAGCGCGAACUAAAGGAGAAAAAGGUCGAACUGGCUAAUAAGCUUUGUGAACUGGACGAUACUCAGCAAGAGUUGAAGAAGUUGCGCAAAAGCUAUGAUACCGCCUGUCGCACAUUACAACAACUACUGCAACGCGAGAAAAAUCAGCAGGAUGGUGCCGGCAAUCGCGCCUUAAGUGACUCAGAGGCUUUACAAAAUCACGUACAAAAAUGCGAUCAUGAGAAUACGAUUAAGAGUCUGGAAGCCGAAGUAAAGAAGAAGACUGCUGCUUUACAGAAUCUGGUCAAUAAUGAGCUUUGGCAAAAGAAUCGUGAAAUCGAACGCCUCACCAAAUUAGUCAACGCAAACGCUACAUCUCCCCUUUCGCCGACAACAGCACGCAAAAAUUUAGAGUCUCUCCAACUACACCAAUCCUUCACUGAGAGUGACUACACAAAAGCAUUGGAGCAUAAUAAACUGCUGCAACGCAAAGUGGACGUGCUGAAUCAGCGUCUCGUCAACGAACGCACCCAUGAGGCUUUGAUCGAACAGCUGCGCCAAGAGGCGCGCACAGCACGCGCCGAAGCUGACAAUGCCGAGACAUGCCGACACGCAUAUGCCAAAGUCUUUGCCGCUCUAUCGGAUCGUCUCUACGAGUUAGCAGGAUUCCUUAACUCCCUAAUGAAAAACAAGGAGGUGUUGAGCUUCCUGUCGACCGAACGUCGCCGCGCCAUGCGUACCGCUGUAGACUGCAGCCUCGAUUUGUCUACGAGCAUACGCGAGACGUUGACCACAGGCGAUCAAAGCUUCGAAGGUUUAAGCAAUUUAUCACGGCUGCUGCUGGACGAAGAGGAGGGCGCUUUGGCCAAUAAGACAUUUAAUUCGCACGAACAUAUGCGUGCCCGCCACUCGUUCGAUGUGUUGCGCUCGGAGAAUAAGGCUUUGCGCAAGAUACUCGACAGCCGGCGCAGUUGUGGCGGCGCAGAUUAUGCAAAAGAUUCCAAGGAUCGCCGCUCGUUGCCGCCAUUCUUGCUGGAUAAUUUGAGUGAAUCUGAAGCGUGGUCGGAACCGGAUAGGCAAGUGUCGAUGGCGCGCAUCGGACUGGAGGAGCUUGUGGCAGCAGGCACUGGCGCGGCCGCGAAGGAUUCGGCCACCAAACCAGCGCCACCAACGGCCGACACAGAUAGCGAGAGCGAAAGUGAUGCGUUACAGCAGAGUCGCGCAAUGAAGUUGCGCAAUCAGGAGCGCAUAGCACAGCUCGAGAAGCUCAUUGCACAGCGCGAUGACCGCAUUCUGAUGAUACAAUUCCAAUUAGUGGAAGCAGACAAUAACUUGAAGAAAGAAACACUGCGCGCCAUAGCGCUGACGCAAGAGGUGGAGCAGCUGCAGCAGCGCAAUGAAGAACUCUUAUCAGAUCUAAUUGCUAUUGGCAGCGAGCAAUCAAGAGACAAUACCACUGCGUCCGAGAGCGCCCUGCUCAACAGGUCAUUGAUGCAACGGCAAAUCGAGGAAAAAUGUCACGCCAUCGAACAGUUGCAAGGGGAGCGCGAUCGCCUCGCGGUGGAGGCGCGGCUGGCCGAAGUGCAAGUGGGCGCGCUGAAGGCUGAUAUCGAAGACAUCAAACAGAAGUACGAGAUACAGCUGAAAUUAGCCAGCGAAAAAGAGCGCCAGCACUUGGAUACACUUAAAAACGAAUUGGAGCAGCUAAUGCAAAAGCGCUUGAAGGAGCAGGAGCGCGUGCACUCGGAGGCACUGACCCGCGAAUGGAUUGCGCGCACGACAUACGACGAGUGCAGAGCGCAGUUAACCGAGCUGCAAACGCAGUACAUAGAGGCCCAACGCACUAUCGACUAUCUGACAGACAGCGAGCAGGAUCUCAAGCAAUCGUUGAUAAACAGCGAAAUGGAGGUGCGUGGACUGAAGAAGCAGUUGGACGAAAGCGUGCUGCAAGCAUCCAAAGUGGUUACGGAACGCACAAAACUAUGUAAUGAGAAAUUGCAGUUAGAGAAACGUUUGCUGGAGUUACAGCAUCAGUUGAGCGCCGCCGAAAUGCAACAUGCGGCCACAACACAACGCGUCACAGAACUUGAACGCUUGCAACAAACAUUAAGCGAGCAAUUGGCGCAAGCGCAAGCAGCGGCAGUUAAGCGCCUGGAUGCCAACGAUAUGUCACAAGUGGGCGGCUAUGCUUCGGACGAUGUGCAAAAGUCGAGUGCGAAGCGCGAUAGCAAUUCCUCGCCUGAUUUGGGUAUACACAGUGAUACAGGCCGCGUUUCCAGCGUGGAAUUGUCGAACGUACAACGCUCGCUACUCAAAACUGUGCCAAUGCCAGAAGACGGUGAGCUGGCGUCCAAUGAAGAAUCUAAAUACAGCUUGGUGGAUAAGAGUAACAUGGCUGGCAAGUGCGCGCAACAUAGCUCAUCUUCCGACUUGGGCAUUGACAGUGAUCCGGGACGCAAGUUGUCCCGUGCGGAUGUUAAAAAGGAAUCUCCAACCCGCACAGAUACCGACGACAGCAACACGGAAAAUAAGAUGAGUGUGGCCAAUGUAAAUAGCCGUCCCUCCGCCACUGCCGCUGCCUCCACAACUGCCGGCGGCACAGUGCCAAUUCACGACUGCAUCAAGGUAGAACAAGAAAAUACCGAAUUACGACGCAAGCUCGUACAAACGAAGCGCGCAUUCGAGGAGACUUACAAAAAGUUGCACUAUUCAAAUAAGCGCAAAGAGAGCUUUGAGAAAGAGGUCAAAGAGCAAAUACUAAAAACGAAAAACACACUCAAAUAUGCGCGCUUCCAUAUGGCUCAAGUGCAGCAACCUAACGCACAACAUCCCCAUCAUCAUCAUCAUCAGGAGGAGCAAGUGCAAUCAUCAUCAAUGCACCAGGCACCUCAGCAACCACAACAAACACAUGAGCAACAACAACAACAACGUAAUAUAACAAGUGCUGGUGUUAGCACAUCUAAAUCAAGUAGUGAUGCACUUCAUUAAAAGACUAAAUCAAAGGAAGCACAAAAGCGAGAAAAAUCAGCGCGCACAAAAUCGGCGAGCACUUGCACGACGAACGCACAAAUGUUCAUUCGUUGCUAACAUGCACAAGGCUAAAUAUAUUAAUUUUUGAAGAAAAGCGCUAGUUAUAAUUAAUUAACUAAUUACUUAGCUUAGAUUAAAGUCAUAUUUUAGAACCUAAGCACUUUUUACAUAAAGACAUUUAUUUGUAAUCAUUUUAUUCACUUGCUAUAUAUCUAUAUUUGUAUGUUUGUAUUUGCGUUAUGAGAACUUGUUGAAUGUAGUACAACCACGUUGUUCAAGCAUAAUUUGCUUAUCUAACUUUAAGUGAUGCAACUGUUUAUUUUCAUUCAUAUAAAUAUGCUGCAUAUGUAAAUUAACUGAAUAUCCUCACGAAAUCAGAUGCUAAUUAUAGCGGCUCAUUAGUCUAGUAAACCCAUAAGGUUUUCAUUACUUUUUUCAUUUACAAUUAGUUUUAAAUUACAGAUAUUAUACUAACUUUAUGAAAUACUUUUUAUGCAUGCUCUAUCAAACAUACAUAUUCAUAUGCCAAGACUAAAAAAAAACAAAAAAAUUACCAACACGCAUGCCAGUGCCAUUUUCGCCCAACACAUUCAUAUACAUAUUUUACUAAAAAGGCCAUAAUUUGUUAACAGUUAAUUAAAAAAAUAUAGAAACCCAAGUACUAUGGUCAGGGGUCAAAGGCUUGCAACAAAAAAACUAACCUCAUGUCUAAGGCCAGUUUUUUGUUUGUUACUUUCGAUGUAGUUUUUACUUGAAAUAUGAACAUAAUAUUGACAACUUGUAAUAAAUAGUCAUUUAAACUAUAAGUUAAGUUUGUUUACGGUCUCUUCUAGAAGACUUAAAUACAAAAUAUAAGUAAUGUUAUGCCACAAAAUGAGUUGAAGCAGAUUUUCAUUUUGUUCACUUUUUCGUUUUUAUUUAAUUUAACUUUUUUGCUUGACGUCCGCACAAAU